This is a messenger RNA of Phascolarctos cinereus (koala), 4245 nucleotides long. RefSeq names its product netrin-4-like. NCBI's taxonomy places the organism in Eukaryota, Metazoa, Chordata, Mammalia, Diprotodontia, Phascolarctidae. Gene Ontology annotation, cellular component: laminin trimer. Gene Ontology annotation, molecular function: protein binding. Gene Ontology annotation, biological process: tissue development; axon guidance; substrate adhesion-dependent cell spreading. The record is from RefSeq and is a predicted model, not a curated record.
CCCAACUUCCCCAAUCUAGACUGACAAACCGCAGGCUUUACUGUGAAGCCAGUCUUAGGAGCCAGACUGGGCCGGGUUAAAAGAGCCCUCCCUGCAAGAGCGAGGGGGACUUUGGGGGUGACGGGCAGCUGCAGGGGACACAGGAGCUCUGAGUCACCGACAGGACCCGGACAAAAGGGAUUUGGUGAAGCAGGGAAAUAAUGUAACUUUCCCCCUCCCUCCUCCUCCAAGCCGUCUUCUAAGAUUGCUCUGAUCUGCCCCUCUUCCCUUCGCUCCAUCCCCUUCCCCAAAGCUAAGUAUUGGCAGGCCUGGGAGCCCGAUGCGGGAGUGCGGACAAGGCUCAGUGAUUCCACAAGGUCCUUCUCGUUCUUUCUCCCCGCUCGCUGUCCGCACCCCCCACCCCCGUGCUUUUCCCUCUGCUAGCUGGGCACCGGAGGAAGUCACAGGACGAGCGCAGAGCAAGAAGCCCGGCACUAGGGGAGAGGCGACUAGGGCAAACCUUGAGUGCGCAGUGUUCUCCCAGGGCUAGUUCUGAGCGAGGGUCCUUACCUACCCCUAAUAAGCCAGUACUAGUUAGCGAGUACCUUGGGAAGAAAGUUUCGGGAGGCUGGUGAGUCCGGGUGAUCCUGACCUGUACUUUGAUCUCCCCUCCGCAAUCUCCCCCUCUUUUCUCUCCCUCCCCAACUUUCCAGAGUGCGAUGCCUUCCCUUGCACGCCCGCGCCCAGUGAGCGGGUGAGAGGGAGCCCCAAACCUCCAAAUCCGGGAAAGAGUGGAAAGGAUGGCCCAGACGGCCGCCCCGCUGGCCUGAGGAGGGGGUCCACGGCUUGGGCUGCAGCUGCUGCCCUCAAAGGUGGACGAAGCCAGCCCUUCUAGCAACCAUGGUGGCUGUAGGGCUAGCCCUGAUCUUGCUUCUGGAAUACGCGGUCUCUGGCUCCGGUGAGUCAGGGAAGUUCCAUACCUUUCACUGUGACCACCGUGCCUGCAACCCACCUGUGGGGAACCUUGCCACAGGCAGGACCCCUACCACAUUCACCACCUGUGGGGAGAGUGGUACAGAGCUCUCCUGCUCCUAUGUGGACCAACCUUCCCUCCCUUCCAGCACCUUAAACUGUGGUCAUCUUCAGUGCACCAAGUGCAAUGCUCAGCAACCCAACAAUUCCCACCCACCAUCCUCCAUGACAGAUGACGUCUUUGCCUUUCCCAACACGUGGUGGCAGUCAGCUGCAGGUGUCUCCCGAGAAGCGAUUCAUUUGGACUUUGAGACAGAAUUCUAUCUGACUCAUGUCAUCGUGGUCUUCAAGUCUCCCCGGCCAGCCGCCAUGAUCCUGGAGCGUUCCCAGGAUGGUGGACAUACCUGGAGGCCCUAUAAAUAUUUUGCCACCAACUGUACGGCCACCUUUGGGCUCCAAGAUGACCUCAUUGAAGAAGGCUCUCUUUGUACAUCUAGGUAUUCAGAUGCUAUUCCUUGUACCAGAGGUGAGGUCGUCUACCGGGCCCUGACGCCAACCAAUCAGAUUGACAAUCCUUAUGGCCCAGAAGCCCAGGAUUUGCUAAAACUCACCAACCUGCGUCUUGUGCUGCUAAAAAGGCAGGAUUGCCCCUGCCAGGGGGUGAGGCUUCUGGAGAAACCCCAGCGAUUCACCCAUUAUGCCAUCUAUGACCUGAUUGUCCGUGGAAGCUGCUUCUGCAACGGACAUGGGGAGAUGUGUCAGCCGGCAGAUGAGACAGGGAACUCGAGGAGCAUGGUCCACGGGACGUGUGUGUGCAGACAUCACACAGCAGGUGUACACUGUGAGAAGUGUUUGCCACUGUACAAUGACCAGCCAUGGAGGCCAGGAGAUGGGAAAACCAGCCAGCCCAAUGAAUGCAAAAAGUGCCGCUGUCACAACCAUGCUGAUAGGUGCCACUUUGAUGGGGGUGUCUGGCUGAACUCCGGGAAGCGCACAGGUGGCAUCUGUGACAACUGCCAGCACCACACUGAGGGCCGUCACUGCCAGAAAUGCAAGUCAGGGUUUUAUCGGGACUGGAGCAAGCCUACGUCUUCGCCAGAAGUCUGUAAACCUUGUUCAUGCCAGCCCCUGGGCUCAGCCAAUGAGACUUCCCACAAGGGUUUCCCUUGCCACCCCAAGACAGGAUAUUGUCUCUGCAAGCCUGGAGUGGCGGGCCCACGCUGUGACCGAUGCCUGGUGGGGUACUGGGGCUUUGGAGGAAAUGGCUGCCGUCCUUGUAACUGCUCUGGGGAAUGUGAUCCCCACACUGGGGCCUGCCUGACUGGACAUGAGAAGGAGCCUUUCUUCCACAUCCCCGUAGGUGGGCAGAUCCCUGACCUCGUCCAGGGACCAGGGAAUGACAGUGAAGAGCGGCUGAGGUGGGAUGGUCAAGAGCAAGGGUUUUCUGCCCUGAGGCAUCCAGAAAAGUGUGUCUGCAAAGAGAAGGCUGUUGGGAAGGUCAGGGAUUUCUGCCAGAUGAAGUAUGCAUAUGGUGUGUGUGUGUCUGUCUGUCUCUGGGCAGUGAUAAAGGCCAAGAUUCUUUCGGCAUAUGACAAGGGCACCCAUGCUGAAGUGUGGGUGAAGGUGAAGAAGGUCCUAAAGUCGGGUCAAGUAAAGAUCUCCCAGAGUCACCAGAGCAUUUACCCAGAGUCCUGGACCCACAGGGGGUGCACCUGCCCCAUUCUGAAUCCAGGUACAGACUACUUGAUCGCAGGGCAGGAGGACCCCGGCAGCAGCAAACUCUUAGUCAACAUGAACAGCCUGGUGAAGCCUUGGAAGGUGUACCUGGGAAAACAAGUAACAGGCAUCCUCCGCAUGGGCUGCAAGUAACCGAGGCAGGCGCCCCAGAGCCUUACUUCUCUGCCACAAAGCCUAGCGUCUUCACCGCUCUGAAAAGCCCAGGCUGCCCAGGCAAUCCAUGUGGACCGCCCCUCCUUUCCUAAGCUCAGGACGAGGUCCCUCCUGUAGAGCCCCACCAGAAUCCCAAACAAAAGGUCUCACUCAAAGGUGUUCUGGGUGCCAGCUCUUCUCGUUGGAGAGGGAUUCCACCAGGAUUUCAAUGCUGGUGACACCAUGGCCACAAUGGCGGCAUCCCGAGGUGGAGGAGGCAGCACUUGAUUCGGUCUCUGGAGACCUGGAUUCCCAUUCUGGCUCCUGUGGCCUUAAGCAAGUCACUUGAACCUGGAUGCCUCUGCCACUGGCCUGACUUCUCUCACAGGGCUGUUGUAGGGAUGAAGGAGGUAAUGGAUGUAAAGGCACUUGGUCAACUGGGAAGUUCAUACACAUGUAACAGGCUGCUAUUAUGAAUCUCCACAUCUGAAAUUUAACACACAGAUUACCUGUCAGGGCGCUGUAUUUUGUCCAAGGGCAUCUCUUGCUGUCUUUUAUUCUAGUGUUACAAACAGAAAAUAUGAAUUGAUCAUUGGACGCCAUACUUUGCUGAGUUUGUUGUGGUGAAGCAAAGGCAUCGUGGUUUAGUGGGAAAAGGGCUGGAUUUAGACCCAGAAGAUCUAGGUUGAAAUCCUGCAUGCACUGGGGUGAGUCACUCCACCUCCCUAGGACUUGGUUUCCUCAUCAGUAAAGUGAAGAGGUCAGACCUGAUGAAACAGUGCGCUGUAGAAGAUUUGGCUUUGAACCCUUUCUCUGCUUGUUAGCACUUGUGUUACAAUGGGCAAGUUUCCUGGGCCUGAGUUUCCUCAUCAGUCAAAUGAGGGACCCCGGAGAGGACCCUUCCAGCCCUACACCUAUGAUCCUAGAAAUGUCAGUUCCCCAGAAACAGAAUCCCCGCUCUUAGACCAGGAUGUCAGCGAGCUCUUCAGCUCCCGUGGAUUCAAUGAUCACCUCUAUGCUUGUAGAUGGCUCUGAGAUCUGUUCAACCAGCCUCUACCUCUGUCUUGAUUUCCAGUCUUGUAUCUCCAACUUCCUGUUAGGCGCCCAGAACUGGAUGACCUAUAGAUAUGUUAAAGUCAACAUGUUCCAAACGGAACUCAUUCUCUUUUCUCUGAACUCUCCCCUCUUCCUAACGCUCCUAUUACAGUCCAGGGCACCACCAUCCUUGUUACCCAGGCUUGCAACUUAGGGCAUCAUCCUUGACUCUUCACUCUCUCUCUCUCAUCCCUCCCUGCUAUAUCACAUCUGGACUGUUGCAGGAGCCUUUUAGUGGGUCUCCCCGCCUACAAGUCUCUCCUUACUUCAGUCGAUCUUCCACUCAGCUAUCAAAGUGACCUUCUUAAAGUGCAGGUCUCACCAUCUCUU